AGGCUGGCUGCAAUGGAAUGUUUAUGAUUCAAUCAGGAAUUACUAUGUUAUGGCGGCCAAUUAACAGUGUAUCACUGGCAACGGAUCGAGCAGGUAUCUGCUUUGAACAGUUGAUGACAAAUGAAUAAUAAAUAUUGCAUGAUAAUUUAACACGCUGAAUUUACUGCGGCUUCGAGAUGUCGAACUUAUACCAGUCAACUACAGAAUCCUUAGAGUCGUUAAAUAACUGGCCUACUUGUGCACCUCCCCUGCCUUGUAAAAAGCGAAGAGGUAUGGACAACCGAGGGGCAGGGACAAAAAGUGAUGUCGAGCUUGGUGAGGUUUCGACAAGACAGAAAAGAGACAGAGAUGGAGAUGAAAGCAAAGAAAGUCGCAAACUUGUAUCACUAUCUUGUGUGCCUACACAACAAAGACCAAAUGACCCAAGGAAGACAUCAAGUGAUUCGGUGGCACCACCAAAUAUUACCGGCAGUCAAGAAAGCUUACCUAGUGGACCCUCAAAAAAGAGAAUGAGCAGAGCAAGAUCUGUCAGAAAGAGUAUUGCAAAGAAUACACUAGUAUUUUUUGGACUGGAUUUAGAACAAGAACUUCAAAGACAGAAAUGGCAAGAACGAAGGAUUCGCCAUUGUAGCAAACGAUAUGGGAAGAUGAAAGAUGAUUUGAUUGAUUUUGAAUGUGACGAUGAAGUGACAGACACAGGCACGCCAAGGAGAAGUAUUGUUAGUAUGGGACCAAUGAUGAAAUCAAGACUAAGCAAACGAGAAUCCGUCCCAAGUAUGGUCUUUAAUGGAUUGAAAAGGAGGCUAAGUACAAAGCCAAACGAUCGUACUCAUGACGUCUUCAGUGGACGCAGUUUUGCACCUAAAGAUCUAGCCACAGUUGAAGGAGAUGAUGUUGACUUUGACGUGACUUCCCCAAUGUCACAAGACUUGCGUGAUAGUGUUUUCUUCGACUUCCAUCACGAAAUUCACGACGUUAUCCAAGAGGAGCCAGAGGUCCUUCAAGAUGAACUCCCUGCUCCUCCCGAAAUACCAGAAAGAGCAGCGUCACCCGCUUUAGGAGCUGGGUGGAAGCGACAGCAGAAGGAAAAAGCAACAGAGAGAGAUAAGGAAAUAGUCGCAAAGCAGUUGGGAAUCAAAGCAGUGCAGACUCACGUGAUCAGGACGCCAAGUGAACGGAGACACCGCAUGCAGCAUAGGCCAGUUAUUAAGAAGAAACCAAAGAAGGCGACACGGCGUUUUGGGCUUGGGUUGGCAGGAAUGGUUGAUAGAAAGUUGAAGAAGAGCAGAUUGUCAAGUACAGUUGCGAAGCAGCUUGAAGAAAUUUCUGAUCACAGGCCAUUUUUCACUUACUGGGUCUCAUUUUUACAAGUUGUGAUCUUGAUAGUAAUGGUGUCAGUAUAUAGUUUUGCUCCAGUGGGUACUUCAAAGAAAACAGUUCAAGAAAAGGUAACAGUGAGCAGAAAUGGAAAAACGCAGGUCGAGGUUAUAGCUAAAUUGGUAUUUGAGAAUUUCUGGAUUGGGCCUAGCCAGGAGGAUUUGAUUCGUUUGGGUGCCAAGUAUGCCCCAUGUAUGAGACGAGACAAACUGUUGUUUAGAACUCUCGAUGCAGAGAAAGUGAUUGAGAACAGAACUGGCUGCUGCGUGCAAACGUAUUACACGGGAUGCAUUCAGACUUUGAGGGAAGACUGCAUGACGUCAUUUGCUAAAUUCGUGGAUUACAGCCCAAAGAGCAGAUCAAAAGCAGUUUGUGGACAGGACCCCAAAGCUUGCACAAAUCCUGCAUCAGUUUCUCCGCAUAUUUGGUCGCCAAAUGACAUAUCAAAAUGGCCUGUUUGCAAGCGAAACGUGAAUUUGCAGACGCUGGAUAAGCAAGACUACCCUCAUCUCCGCUGCGAAAUUACAGGCAGACCAUGCUGUGUUGGCGCGCAAGCUAAGUGCUUGAUAACGAGUAGUGAACACUGUAAAUUUCUUGGUGGAAGAUUCCAUGCCCAUGCAACCCUAUGCUCACAGGUUGACUGCCUUAGUUCUGUGUGUGGACUUCUUCCGUUUCUGAAGCUUCAGACUCCUGAUCAAGUGUAUCGCCUGUGGCUUUCUCUUUUCCUUCAUGCAGGGAUUAUCCAUAUCAUCAUCACACUAGUCUUCAACUUCACCAUAUUGCGGGAUAUUGAGAAAAUGGCGGGCUGGGCGCGGAUCGCCGUUAUUUACUUGUCUGGAGGCAUUGGCGGUAAUCUUUGGAGCUCGGUCUUAACUCCAUAUCAAGUUGAGGUAGGACCAUCUGGUGCGUUGUUUGGUGUCAUAGCUUGCUUGUUUGUGGAGCUUUUCCAAAGCUGGCAACUUGUCGCCCACCCAGUGAAGGCCCUCAUUAAAAUGAGCUUAAUUGCAUCGAUUCUGUUCCUGGCAGGUCUCCUGCCAUAUGUGGACAAUUUCGCUCAUAUAUUCGGGUUCAUAUACGGAUUUCUAUCGGCUUUCGCCUUUCUUCCCUACGUCACAUUCGGCACAUGGGAUCUUCGACGAAAGAGAAUCCAAGUUAUCGUGUCUCUGGCUAUUCUUAUUGCUCUCACUGUAGUUGGCUGUAUCUUAUUCUACGCCAAGCAGGAGUUUAGCUGUCCAGGCUGCGAGUACUUAAAUUGUAUACCCCUCACGUCCAAUUUCUGCGAAAACUCACAUAAAGGACAGAUGUUACAGCCACGAUAAAAUAGGACAAACAACGCUGGUUGUUUUUUGUAAUUCCUCGAGAAGGUCGCGGGUAGACCACGAAGCAUCGCCAAAGGCAACAACUUCAUACCAGAUGUACCAAACGAUAUCUUUAUCUCUUGGUUUCGAUAAUAACUCUUUCAUAACAGAGCAGUAUCAUUAUUUCAAUUAUAUACAAAAAUGUAUUUUCAGGACAUUUUGAUUUUAUAUGAUAGUUUUUACCGUAAUGCCUCGAAUAAGCGCCCGGGCGCUUAUUUAAAAAGUGGAUUUGGGUGCAAAUUGUGUUGUUCAUUAAUCUUUCUUGUUGAAUUGCCUUCCAAUUAUGUUUUCUUGAAAAUUCGAAUAAGCGCCCGUUUCUGAAGUUUGAAGGAUGGGCACUUGUUCGAGGGUUGGGCGCUUAUUUUAGGGGGCGCUUAUUCAAUAACUUCACCUCUAGGGUAGGCGCUAAUUCGAGGGGGCUCUUAUUUCAGGGGGGCGCUUAUUCAAGUCAUUACGGUAUGUUAAAAGAAGGACUAAGCAAAGGCCGUUGUUACUCUUUCACGUAAUUUGAGCUGUUCAUUUACGUGUAAUUAUUCUUCGUUCUCUACAAAACUAGAGUUUCUAAUGUUUGUAUGUGAGGUGCUUCUUUGGUUCAGUAUUUCUGCACGGGAACCUGAUCUAACUUUGGUUAAUAAGCAUACAUAAAAUUAGUCUAUGGAAAAUUUGUGUAAGUUAUACCCAGCUGGUUUUUGAGGGUAAAUACGAAGUAUCUUUUGAAGCCAGAGAUCGACUCUGUUUCAAACCAAAACGAAGUGAAUACUAGUAGCAAUGUUGAAGCCUCGGCGAUCAGACAUAACUAUGGUGCAUGACUUUUUUAUUGACGACUGUCCAGAAGAUUGACUAUUUAAAAUCUUAGAGUUUUUAGCAAGUUCCGAUCUAAAAGCUUUUAAGGAAGCCAAAGUUAAAGUUUGAUGACUUUCUUAAAGUUUUAGAAAAUUCACAUUUAAAAGCAGGUUAAGGCCUAAUAGUUUUAAUCAAAGUUUUAGAGCAAGCUAGAAUAUCUUUCACGAUAGUGUAUACAUAGUUUUUCAGUACUUUCUGCUCACUACAUAGUAAAAAGCAAUUAUUUUGUCUUUACUUAAACUCAAUAGUGAUCUACUCUAAGGUCUUUAAUAGAAGGGGGGGGUCAGAAAUUUUUCAAAAAAUAAAUAAGCGGGGGGUGCGGGUCCUACUCCUACUAAGUGCGGGGGUCGGAAAUGUGAAAAUCUGAAAAACCACCUGAUGAUUCUUUCUUGGGGUCAAAUGAGAUUUUCUUCUGAAUACAAUCGAUAGCAAAAUGACAAUUAUCACCAUGUAAUAAUGCAUUGUUGUAUUACUAAAAUGAGCAGGCUAAUUAUCAUUGUGUACAUCAGUCAGGCCUAUAUAUAAAUUUUUUUAGGAUGUCACUUCUUUUCUAUGUUAACCUUUGUACGAUGCAACCUCUUCAUUUAAUAUAAACUUUACAGAAAUUUCACACCUGCACAUCUACAGAAAGAUCAAAGGAUAAAUGAAAUAAGGGAUAUGAAUGACUGCAUAUAAAAAUUAAUAAACGGGAGGGGGUCCAAAUAAGCUCAGGGAGGGGGGUCAGAAAAAAUUAAUAAGCGUCCCCCCUUCUAGUAAGGACCUUAAGAGUAUGUAGAGCUUGCAUUUUUGCACCUGAUUAUUCUCAUGAUCAUUUUACUCGUUCCCCACUCGGUAGACCCUACAUAUAGUACUACAAUGUAUUUUAUCAUAACAUUGUAAUCUAUAAUUCGAUUUCUAUCUGGGGGUAUUUCAUCUAUACUUGGCUUCUAGGUAUGUUAGCAAUUACCUCGUCUAUGUCAGCAUUCUCCACCAGCAAAAAGGAUACAACCCUUUUAGUCCUAACUAACAUUGAUCUGUUUCAAACCUUGUAGGGAACAUGUCAUCAACCUAUCCCUUAUUCAUAUGCUCGUCUAGUUUUCAAAGCAGCGAAAUCAAUUAUUUUGAUUGCAUUUCCACUAGCUCAAUACAUUUAUACAUAUGGGCGUGUCAAGUGUUUAGGGGGGCUAAGCAUUGGUCUUUCACAAAUAUUAUUGCUUCAUUGAGAUAACUCUCCUAAUGGGCAUUAAAUCCAAUAAAUUUUGUCUGAUUGGGGGGCCAGGGGAUUCUCCUACACCUAAGUUUGUUGACCGAUCUUUGCAGCAAAUUUUUACAUUAUCCUAGCAUUUUCUUUAACAUGUUACACUUGUUCUGGUUAUCUCUGCUUUAUUAAUGUCACAAUUGCCUGAUCAUUGCUGUCCAAAUUAGUCAUUUUUCUUUUCCUUUCUUGAUUUUGUGCAUCCUUUAUUGAUAGAGUUUAGUAUCUUUCUAAAUAAAUUCUGUCUGGCUUUUGUCAGGCCUUGCUCUAAGUAAAAUGAAGGUGCUCCAUAAAAAGAACCCUUUGAAACUCUAGGCGCUCUAUUUCGCACCUUUAAAUAAAAUAUCCUUGAGAGCAUCUUUCAAGAGCUUUGGAAGAUUGAGAUCUUCAGAUUGAAAGCUUUGGAAGAGUGUUAAAUAAGAAAUUCAAUGCUGAUACCAAAAAGCACCAUAAUAUGAAAUAACAAAACAUGCAGCAAACACUAUGUUAAUACCAAUAAAGAAAUUUGAGAAAAAGCAUGGCUUUAAGUCGAACAUUUAACUUUGUUGCCUUUUCUAUGCUAUCCAUUCUGUAAGAGACACUAGAACAUCUACUACUCGCGAAAGCAAAUGCAAACUGAAAAGCAAUGCGGUAAUUUGGACGGAAAUGUGAUCUCUGAUUUGCAAAGGUGAUUCUAAAUUAUUAAGAAAAAACAGAAAAUAAUACUUCAACAGAAGAUUAACGCUUGCUCGAAAAUCAAAUAAAUCUGCCGGAGAAUACGCUUGAUGGCCUGUCUACUUGAUGGUUAUUAGAGGGUUAUUAGAUUAAAAAUGGUAUCGAAAACCCAACGUUGAAUUUGCUGAAUUUUUUUCUCAAGGGCUAAUCUUACGCAAAUCAUAAUAUUGCGGUCUAUUGGGAAGAUUGUUUAUGCUUGAUAAAGUUUAUUAAACAAAGGCCAAAAAAUUAUUUCGCUCCGUGGUAAUAUUGUCUUUACGUUUUGAGGGGCUCUAUAAAUCGCUCUCCAAGGCUUUUUCUGGGUGCGCUCUAGGCGCGCGCGCUCGAUCGAGCGCCUUUCCGGGCAAGGCCUGUUUUGUGUGUUUUUCUUCUAAGACACAUAGUAUUUUCUGGAACCAUUGGUCCUGUGGUUUGAUUGUUUUUUUGCCCCGGGUAGAUGCAUGAUUUGAAACUGACUGCAUACAAAUAUUGAAUUCAGAACUUUCAAUGCAGACCUUUAAGAUUGUUAGCACAUAAAAUUUAAAAAGAAGAAGAAGGUACUAGACUUCAAGAAACACCAAAGCAUUUAAUUUCAAUUGUUUUCCCAUCUAACCACAAUUUUACAGUAAUUAACAUUGCCAACUUUCAAAGAUUAAUCAUAUUCCCUUCUAGGGUCCACUUGAGACGGGUGCAGCCAUGCGACCUCCUGGAACAUGACUUUUCGCAAGAUGGUCAGUAAACUCUUGGUAGGGAGAUUUACCAAACUGAGUUUCUUUCCACAUAUCUGGUGUCAGAUAUGAGUAUGUUCUUGAUAUUGCCAUGUAAGUUGCUUUGGC
Messenger RNA from Rhopilema esculentum, 6341 nucleotides. RefSeq names its product inactive rhomboid protein 1-like. Gene Ontology annotation, biological process: regulation of epidermal growth factor receptor signaling pathway; regulation of protein secretion. NCBI's taxonomy places the organism in Eukaryota, Metazoa, Cnidaria, Scyphozoa, Rhizostomeae, Rhizostomatidae. The record is from RefSeq and is a predicted model, not a curated record. Gene Ontology annotation, cellular component: endoplasmic reticulum membrane. Gene Ontology annotation, molecular function: serine-type endopeptidase activity.